GUUCAGAUCAGCAGCAGCCUUUACGCAUGGAGCAGCAGGACAACAGGAGGACCUCACAAAUGGCAUCUUAAGUUCAAGGAAUCAUUCCUGAGGACCAUAAAGGGCUGAGAUGUUUCCGGAGCUCCUUCACCACCCCAGUGCUCCACAGGAUGUAACUCGAGAUUCUGCUCUCAUGGAAUGGUUUUGUUGGAGUGCAAGGAACUGAUUCACACCGAGCGGCGCGCAAAAGCAUUAAAGGCGAUUAAAAAAAGGCGCACGAACAGAAAAUCAUCCGUAUUUAGUUGAGUGAGUGUUUAUUGCAGUUAUGCGGACUCAGAGUGGAGUUUGGCCCUCAGUGGCUCUUUUCACCCUCUUUCUUGUGUCAGUUGACGGUUUCCCCAGAAAGCAGAGGAUCAGUGAUCAGAAAGCCAAAGGGAACACUGCUCUUACGGCUGGAGGUCAGGUUCACUCUACAGAUGCUAGAUGGACCCUGGAGGACCUUCAGGAGCAGAACCGGCUGAGCAGGAGCAGGUCACUUCCACGCCGACACAAAAGGAGAUGGCCACAGUAUCGAUCAGAGGGCGUUCUGCCCAAACCUGCACCCGAGGAAGAAGAGCCCUUCAUCUUAGACCUGAAGAACUUCCCUGAUCUUGCUAAUGCAGAUCUGGGCUCGCAAAAUCCAAAUAUCCAGGUGACUAUUGAGGUUGUGGACGACCCUCAGAUGGAGGUCGAGAUGGACCUGGCUAAAGAGGGUAGGAACGACUGGCCUCUGAACUCCGAGGAAUGGCUUGGCCACAAUAAACUCUUCUGGCCUCUCUUCUGGGAAUACCACGACUCCAGCGAGGAGAGUGCUAGCCAGGCCAGUCUCGAGGAGAACGGCGAUGACCUGAGCUACGGAGAAGAUUCCGUGCUGAGCGGAGUAGGAGUGGAUUGGGACAGACGGUGGCAGGGCUGGGACUCGAUGGAGAGUUAUGAUUAUGAAGAAGACGAGUGGAGCGACUGGUCCCCGUGCAGUGCCACCUGCGGCCACGGCACCCAGAAGAGGGUUAGAUCGUGCGGCUAUGCCUGCACUGCUACAGAGUCUCGCACCUGUGAACUGCAGCGGUGUCCAGAUGACCUGAAUGCUGUAACAGAGCUCAUUCCUCACGAGAUGAUGAAUGGCACUGAUGCCUUCGAUACAGACGUGGACAGCUGUGAGAAGUGGCUCAACUGCAAGAACGAAUUCCUGCAGAAGUAUCUCCAUCAGGUCCUGACUGAGUUACCCAGCUGCCCUUGCAUCUACCCUUCUGAGGUUGUCUAUAGCGCCGUGAACAUCUUCGACGAGAAGCUACGCAAGACCUACCGGUGGCGGGAUGCUAGCGGACCCAAAGAGCGCCUCGAUAUCUACAAGCCGUCAGCGCGGUUCUGCGUGCGCUCCAUGUUGUCAUUUGACAGCACCACACUUGCUGCACAGCACUGCUGCUAUGACGAGCACAUGAAGCUCAUCACGAGGGGCAAAGGUGCCGGAGCGCCCAACCUUAUCAGCACCGAGUUCUCUCCAGAGCUCCAUUACAAGGUGGAUGUGCUUCCAUGGAUCCUGUGCAAAGGAGACUGGAGCCGCUUCCACUCGGUACGUCCUCCCAACAACGGACUUCGGUGCACGGAGAACCCUCUGGAGGACGUCUAUAUCAACGAGCUGGAGGAGGCUCGAGAGUACUGAGAGGCAAAGCUGUCUCGUCUCAGAACUAUAGAUAUACAGUAUUUUGCUGCAAGUUACGACUGGAGUCAUGUAACAUUUCAAAGAAACGGCAUUGUACACUGUUUAUAUACACCUGAUACAACUGAUGUCACAGCCAGAACAAAGUACAGUAAUGCACCGAUCUCUCUCUAUCUUCCGCACUUUUCCCCAGAGAGCCAGUUGAAGCUAUCAGGGACUCUUUCCAACACCAUCCUCUGGAACAGGUUUGCUGUAUUUAUCAGGUUCAUAUCCCCAACCCUCCUUUUUUGUCAUGAAAGGAAUUCCAGUCAGGCUGCUAAACUUGAGUCCAAGCAGAAUCCCCUGUUAUCUUCGACUCAAAGCUCAGAGUUGGUGCUCGUCCAACGUAGGCAAGAUCCAUCCAAAUAAAUCAAACAUGAACCUGAGUGCCGCAUACACGUGGCUACGAAAUAUUUCACAGCUCUUCCUGGGCCUGCAUGUUUCCCCAGACAUACUUUGGAUCCAGUGUCAUAUAUAGUUUUCACAGAGUUUUAAGGAUGAUGACGAUGGAUCAUGCAGAGCGGUCUGGUUUUUGCUUCAUGAAAGGGAUGCUGUCAUCAGGACAAAAUUCCUAUUUUAACAAGAACUAGGCACGUGUGCAAAUAUUACAUGCUCAUAUGAUAAUGCACUAACCAGUUAUCAAGAUUCAUGAUAUUGUCAUCCAUCUAAUCUAUGUUCCCCAAGGUCCUUCAUUUUCCCAAGGUAAAGGAUGCAUGUUGUAGAUACAAAACACACAGCCUUGAAGUAUUUGCACCCUGAAGAGUCCAGUUUAGUCCCUUUUUUCUGAUAUUGUUUGCAUUCACUGACAUAACCAUGCAUGAAGCUUCUUCAAAUUUGUCUACAAUUAAGGAUCCUUAGAUCUCUUUAAAUUAUCAUCUAAAAGGGACUGUGUCCAAAAGACAAGUCAGCUGCCUCGAUGUAUUGAUCAAUACCUAGUAUGCAGUCUUUGAAAACUUCAGGGUACAAACAAAUAGUUUGAGUAAUCCAUCACAAUGGUACUAACAGCUAGGUAACAUCCCAUCAAAGAAUGGAGCAAAUAUUCAUAUAUAACAACACCAAAUAUUUCUAUUUAGAAAGUUAAAACGCUUCAGAAAAUAUGCCGAAGUUCUUCGGGAUUAUCGUCUAUACCGAGGUUCUCUGGUUCCCCCCCCCCCCCCCCCCCCAACUGUUUACUGUCGUCAAGCAGAUGCAUAAGUUUAUGGGAUAUAUAUGACAACAAAGAAUACAUAUACUUAAUAUGUACACUGUCUCCAAAAUGUUCCAGAUGGUCUUGGAACACUUCUUCAAAAGGCUUCUUCAAGGGUCUUCGGACAAUUCUAGUCAUUUAAGAGUGCGAUUUGAAACCUUUUCUGAAAAUUAAACUGUCUGAACAGAACUUUCUUUUGUAGAGUUUGACAUAAAGCCCUUAGUGGUUAAACUUAAGGACCCUAAGAGUAGGUGUUAUACUCGAGAGUGGUCUUGAUCUCAAGACCACUUUUUGAAGGUCUCAGUCUCGUCUCGGAAUUGACUGCGUUUUUACUUGGUCUUGUCUCAGUCUUGGACAGAGAGGACUCGGGAUUUUAUUUCAAGACCGGUCAAGACCUCAACUGUGGGGAUUUCACUAAAUUGCCUGUGCAUUGUCUGAUUUAUUUGUUAACAUUGUUACGGUGAUUGGAUGUACCGUAAAAAUUUUCUGCUUCAAAUGUGACCAAUAACAUGACUCAUUACUAAUUUGAAAUCUUUCUUCCUGUUAAUGGCUGUCACCCCUCCCCAUCCCCCACCCCCUUCACAGCCACUGGUCUGGUCCUGGUCUUGACUCAGUCUUGCACUACCUUGGUCUUGGUCUUGACUUGAGUUCAACCCCUCAAAGUCUUGGUCUUGUCUCGGUCUCGAUACACUCUGAUCUUGGUCAUGACUUGGUCUUGGAUUAGGUGGUCUUGACUACAACACUACCUUUAGAGUACAGGUAGAAUUGUACACUUCUAGAAAAAAUGUUAAGUCUACAGUAUUCUUCAUUUUGUCCCUCUGAAAGAACUUCUAUCAGAGAUUGUUUCAAAUAGAACCCAUGAGUAGGCAGCAUGUAUUAUACGUAAGGUUCCUUAGUUUUUUUGGUUUGUCCCACUAGGAGAACCUUUUAAAGCAUUACAGAAAACCCUUAAAUAGAGAGUUCGUCUCUCAGAGAGGGUUUCAAGUAUAACCCCUUUCUGUAUGACCAGGCAGCAUGUGUUACAUCUAAGGAUUCUUAUUUCUGCAGCUUGUACCUCUGAGAACAUUUUUAAAGAUUUGAUAGUUAUUGGUUUGUCUCUCUGUGUAUCCCAGUAAAGUUUCCAUGAAGAACCCUGCAACAGUAGGUUCCAAAUAGAAACCCUUUCUAAAUGAGUAGGCAGUUAUGUGUUACAGCUAAGGAUCCUUAAACCCUUAGAUUGUCCCUCUGGGAGUAUCUUUUAAAGAUUCUAUGACAGAUGGUUCUUCUACUUCUACAUCUUCUACUGCAGAUGGUUCUCUUAUCAAAGAGGGGUCUGAGUAGAAUCCCUUUCUACCCAAGCAAGCAGCACAAUGCUUAUCACACUGUUUAUCUUGGGAGCUCAAAUUCGCAGCAAAAAUGCCACCUACCUCAAAAGCCUCCUAAAUGAACAAUAUGUCAUAGAUAUAUGAUAUAUUGUUACAGUUACAGUGUCUUACCUAAGUAUUCACCACCCAUGAACUUUUUCACAUUUUGUAGAGUUAGAGCCUGGAACUAAAAUAGACUUUAUAGGGAUUAUAUGCCAUGAAUUUAGACAAAAUAGCCCACUGUCUUCUGAGUGAAGCAUGGUGGUGGAAGCAUCAUGCUGCAAGCUUUCCUUGGCCUCUUGGUUUUAACAAACUAUAUAUUGAUUUUUUUUCCCUCUUCAUUUCAACUUUAUGGGCUAUUGUAUGGAGCUUCAUGAUGGAAAAGUUCAAGCGGGGUGAACACUCCUGCACUGUAUUGGCACCCCACCAAUCAGGAGCUACCUGAGACAUUGGUCUCAUUGUAUACUCGUGUAUACUCUGUCUUUCUCUUUUAAGGCAGGAGGGAUGCUUGGGGAAUAAACAGCACAUCUCUAUAAAGAACAAUGAAAGUGUGCUUUGCAAAUCCACUCUCGCCCAAAAGUCCCAAAAAUAUCAAAGCCCACUUGUAUGUACAGGGAUGUUGUUUUAAGAGCUAAAGCGUCACCUUUCAGCCUGGAUGUUUAUCUUGAUCAGUGUCUUUGUGCGAUGUUGGAAAAGAACACCAGGGGAUUGUGCAACACAAAGCUGCGUUGACAGGUGAAUCUCGCACCACUGUCAAAACAUCCAUAUUUGGGUGACAUCUUAAUGACUGAAUUGAGACGUGACCCAUCCUGAAAUCCUGGAUUACGCCACUGCCUAUCAUGGCUGGCUUUCUUCCAUCAUCUUCUCAUAUUCUUCUAUACUGACAAGCAAAUCAUUUUGAACAUGUGGAGGUUUUUUUUUUUUUUUUUGUCCCUUACAUCUUCCCCACUAUUGUCAAUUAAAUCAGGAAAAAAACAUCUAAAAAAAAAAAACGUGUAUUUAAGGACGACUUCUUCAUUGUGCACUCUCAGAUUCGAAUGGGAUUCUAAAUGGAUGCUUUAUUAAAGGUGAGAUUUGACUUAUGGUUGAUAUUACACAUUGUUAGUAUCAAUUAUAAGGCAAAUUUAUGUCGAGUGAUCCAGAUAGAACUAGGUUUUUUUAUUUUUUGGUCCAAUAAAGUCACAAACAUUUCUCAGUUCACCUAUUUAUUAUGUAGAUUUUCUAAUAUUUAUCUUGAGUGUUAAUAGUGGGUGUCCAAAAACUUUUGACUGGCAGUGUAUGUCCAAGAUGGAAAUUUUUUUUUUUUAGCGGUUGUAUGCAACACACUCUGGUCUCUAAUAGCUAUCUAUAAGCAGACAUCACAUGACAUGUUUGUGAAUUGCAUUUUUAUUUUUUUUAAGCAUAGAGAAUUAUUAUAAUUUAAAAACACAAACUGUGUGAAAUAGAUGCUCAGUGCAUAAAGGCUUAUUAAGUUUAUUAAUAACCUUCCUGGAUGUCAGUGAUGUCGCAACUUGUAAGCAUCUUUAACGUGAGCACCUGUAAAUGAACUGGGUCUCCUGUUGAGUUAGCCUGACAUUCCAGCGUACAGGAUCUCAUACGGUGCAGCUGUGAAGGAGCUUUAAUCUCAGCCUUGGAGCAUCCCGCGCACUCUGUUAUGGCAUGUCCGCAUCACGUUUCAGCACCCUGGAAUCCACGAGCCUUGUGGUAUGCGUACAGGGCAGGAGGUGUGUGUGCUGCCACUGGGGAAACUGCGAGAGCGGGGACACGGGGGCACUCACGCUUGGCCUUGGUUUCUGGAUUUCUCUGAAGCUGUGCCAGGCCUUUACGCUCCUGUUUCAUUUUAGGACCAGUCCUCGAUCCAAGUCGGUUUUCAAAGCGCCCUGUUAAAAUAGACACUCUAUAUUGUCAUCGAUCUAAAGCUCUCCAAAAUUAAGAGAUAUUACAGAAAAGAAAUUCGAUAAUCUACAGCUGAUAAUACAACUCUAUUUUUGGUGAAAGUUUACGUUUUUAAUGGUCUUUCAGGAAAUUUUGACUGAUUGAAGAUUGUGUCACUUUUAAGAAACGUCUGAAAGAAAGGCACUUUAUUAAAAAAAAAAGUGGAUAUAUAUCUUUGUAUAUAUUAUCAUUAUAUUGAAUAAUACCUGCAAUGUACAAUUUAGAUUUUACUUCUUUUUUUUGUGUCAUUAUUGUAAAAGGGAUAAAUUACACCUCCUAUGCUGCAUUCUUAAAGGAUUUUGUAUGUGAUGUAAAAAUAUCGGGCAUGUUAUGUCAGGUCAGGUCAUGUCUGUUGUUAUUAGAUUUAUUAUUGUACAGUAUUUAUUAUUGUCCAGGAUCCAUAAGAUGCACUAUAUAUGAAGCUGAGUGAAAUCCCCCCAUUCCUGGUUGGAUGUUUUGUGAAAAAGGGAAUGUGUUCGUACCAUGCCACACACCAUACUACUUCAGUUAUAUGCAUUUUUUUUUACCACCUCUGUCCAAAAUAUAAUAAAUUUAACAUUGAGGAUUAAUACGAAUAUGUGGAAUAAUUUGUUUUAUUUGCUGUUAGUGAAACUUGAACCUGAUCCAUUCAUCUAAUCCAAAAAUAAAGCCCUCUUUUAUAUCUAUAUGAUUUAUUGCUAUAUAUUCUGACACUAGGAAGUCCGAUGAGCUGCGUUAUUUAUCUUAUAGCCGAGAGAGAGAGAGAGAGAGAGAGAUAAAAGAGGCUGGUGAUGGAAUAAAUGUUUAUAGGUGCUGUAAUGUAAGUAAUAACAGGAAAUAACUUGCUUGGUGAGCAUUCCACAACAUUAAACAUAUCCUAUAAAUGAAUAAAAA
This is a messenger RNA of Neoarius graeffei (lesser salmon catfish), 7051 nucleotides long. It is a transcript of the gene ism2a, whose product is annotated as isthmin 2a. NCBI's taxonomy places the organism in Eukaryota, Metazoa, Chordata, Actinopteri, Siluriformes, Ariidae. Bases 305 to 1678 code for a protein of 457 amino acids. The transcript has 6 exons. The record is from RefSeq and is a predicted model, not a curated record.